Messenger RNA from Xyrichtys novacula (pearly razorfish), 17082 nucleotides. The record is from the annotation of a GenBank genome assembly. Lineage: Eukaryota; Metazoa; Chordata; Actinopteri; Labriformes; Labridae.
GCUUAGGGGGUGGGAACAGCGGAACCAGGAGGAGCUGUUUUGGGGUGUUGUGAAUCCGUGUAGCCAAGAUAUCUUGAGUGGGAGUUGUCGGACCGAUUUGUGGAGCGAUUUGUCUGUGAAUCUGCGCUGAUUAGCAACGCGCCAGCAGCAGCAGCGAUGCCCGGGAUAGAGAAGCUGCCGAUAGAGGAGACGCUGGAGGACAGCCCGCAGGUAACAGCCCACUUUCCUGGAAACGUAAGCCAGGAUGCUAACGCUAGCAUCUUGUAAAGCUAGGCUAAGUGUCUUUGUAGGCUCAGAGCCCAACAACCAGCAAAGAGGUGCCAGGUUCAAGAAGUAUGCUAACUGCUAACGGCCCGGCUAACCAAAGCUGUCUAACAGAGGGCAUGAGCUGGAUUCACCAGCUGUGCUCGAACAUCUGGUGGGACUUUCUGUCAAGGGGCCAGGUCAUAGUGUCAGACAUUCAGAUCAGGGUUUGCCCAUAAAUGACACGGGCACAUUCAUGGUUAGCCGGGUACUUCCUUAGCACCAGAGCUGGACUUCCUCUCCCUCCUUUCCGUGAUAUCUGUUAAUCUUUUGGUCCUCCUUAUUUACGCUAUUGUUAGACGUGACAGUCACACGGAGCCAAAAGCUGCAGCUGCUUCAACCCCCCCCCCCCAAACACUGAUGCUGAUCUCUGCUGCAGACCCACCAGAGAAACACCUGCUGUGGCGUCACUGAACGGGGCGUGGCCCUGAUCAGAUUUGAAUCAAAUUUGAGGAUUUUCUCUGUCCAACUCGCCAAAACUAGCACCACCAAUCGUCCGUCCUCUGUGCUGAUGACACAUCACUCCAGUCUUAUGCCAAUUUUGGACCAAAUUCACUCUGUUUGAUUUCCCUCUGGUUCCUGAAAGUUCUGAGUCAAUGUCAGAUGAUGAUGAUGACUCAGAUAUUAUGAGAUGCGAGAUCCCUAAAAACACAAAAACAACCUUAAUUUAACUGUUAAACAAGAACACAACGCCUUGUGGUUUGUCCUGCAGAGUACACUCAAACUCUCAGUCCUGUCUGCAGAAUCACAGCGAAGCAGAAGAUUAGCUGCACAAAAACUGCUUGGUAAUCUAUAAAAAUAACAAAUAUUCUCUGAGAAUUAUUUUUUUAAAGACAGCAGCUUACUUACUGGGGGUAACCAUAGACUGUAUAAAGCAGGGAGGGGUGUCAAACUCAACCACAGCAAGGGCCAUAAUCUGGAUUUAGGUCUAACCUGAGGGCCAAACAGGGUCAACAUUUCACCAAAUCUGUCAACCUCCUUUUCAAAAAAUAUGUAACAAAAAAUAGCAAUGAUUAUAAAUCAUUUGGAAAUUCAAAUAUGAUAAAAAGAUAGAACAUUUUUCAUUUUUUAAAAUGAUAUUAUUUAUUAGUUCAACAGAUCAGAGCAUAAUAUUAAAAAUAGAAAAAUAAUACAUUUAAAGAGCAAACACAUGAGCAGAACGUUGAAAUCAGGUUCAAAAGGUCAAAAUAUGACUUAAAUUUUAAAAUUGGAAUCUAAAGUAUAAAAAUGACACAAGUCAAAAUACUGAGUUAAACAAAUCAAAGCAUGAAAUAAAAUAUCCAAUCAUGUUUGGCUUGUAAUCUUGAGAUGCAAAAUUAAAAACAUGAAAUAAAACACCAAAUAUUUUUUCCCCACAUUCUUGACUGUUAAUCAAAUCUUCCUUACUCUUUAAUUUCACAGAUUUUCGUGGCUUACUAAGGACAUUUUAAAUAAUGGUGCUAAAGUUUACAUUAUUAUACUGGAGGAAAUCUGCAGACCUUAUACUGGUGGGCCAAUAAUAAUUUAAAUAUGAUAUGAUCUUGUGGGCCAGAUAUAAUUGUUCCCCACGCCUAGAGUAUAAAGAAUGGACAGAGUCACCCUCCUUGCUGGGGUGUAGCCACUCCGAGAACAGCACCCUCUGGUGACGGGCUGCAGUAUAGCUCAUAAAUCAUAAAUCCCGCCUCCGCCAGCAAAGCUUAUGGAGCUGUGGACAAACUUUAUAAAUUUAUUACACAGAACAUAAAUUUUUCUCCCCCCUGCUUGUGAUGUUGACAUGUAGUUACUGUAAGACUGAUUUGUGCUCAAGUCCUCUUUUUUUCUGUACAGCUCCAUUUUUAAAAGUUAUUAGGGGGUUCAUGUUUUCUAUGCCUAUUGGCGUACAAGGAUUGCGUAGCUCUCCCGGGGGAUACGCUGUUUGAGCCGAGCAUCAUCACAGCGACUCUCAGCGUCUGCACGCAUCGCUACUGCACAGCGCUGGUUUCAGGAAAUGAAGAAAAAUCCCGGAAAUACCGAGAGCUUUUUGGCUUCAAAUCCAUAUACAGGCGGUAGGCGGAACCAAGUGGUCCAUAGUAUAUACAGCCUGUCGGGGUAACACAGGGUCCAUCUACAUAAAAAUAGCUGUUAAAACUGCCGCCUUGUCAGUAAUUUCCCCCUCAAAAACAAUAAGUGGUAUCAGUUUGGGGUCUUUAGUUUUCAGUUAUGCUCUCUUGAAGCCAGUUUUAGUGUAGACCCGCAUCUGCUCAGCUGUGAUAUUUAGCAGACUGCUGCAGACAGUGCUGAGAGUUUUCUAGUAAUGGAGUUAGUGCAUGCUCUGCUACUCUAAGUGUUUGAUCACAGGGUUUUACGCACCGUUUUCUUCUUUACACGCCUUUGGGGAAAUAUCGAAGCUCAUAUUGAAAACAUAAAACAACUCUGCUAUGACAACAUCAGGUUGAACCGGCUGAUGUAUCUGCAAAGCUGCAGAACUUGUGCCUUUCUUUCCAUUGUAAAUCAAGAGGACGAGAUCAGCUGCCAAACAUUGAAGAAUGCACCAAAAACUCAACAGGUUUUUUCACUCACCUGCACAAUAUCUGAUCGACCCACAAUCACACAGAAAGAAUAACCUGCAGAAGAGCCUCAUCCUAACAGGACCAGUAUGUAAGCAUGAAGAAUACGUAUGGGUUUGGCCAGUUACAUGAGGAUUGAUUCAGGAGGACCGUGAUCUUUUGAGGUUGAUGGACUUGCUGAAUUUUCCUCGAUGUUCUGCUUGCAGACUCGCUCUCUUCUGGGAGUGUUUGAGGAGGACACUGCAGCCAUCUCCAAUUACUGCACACAGCUCUAUCAGGCCAUGCACAGGAUUUAUGAUGCACAGGUACACACACACACACACACACCCACACACACAUUGUGAUUGACAGGUGGACCCCCCCCCGGCUUUGCAUGUAGAGGCAGAACAAACAUGAACAUUUCUGAGUGUCUGCUGGUUGAAAAGUUGGACUCAGAGCCGUCGUACUUUUUCUUUCUCAGAACGAGCUGAGUGCUGCGACACACCUGACCUCCAGACUGCUGAAAGAGUACGACAAACAGGUAGGAAGAGCAAACUACGUCAUCCAACUGCAAACCAGCUGUGGAAACUUGGCCUGUACUCUACAACAUUUUCCAUUUUUUUCUGAAAGUGCCAUUUACACAAGACUUAAAAUUUUUAAGAGACAGAGUUUGGGUCAGUUUUUGAACUUAAGUUCUAAGACAAAUAAUCUUGAAAAAGCCGAGAUCUUACUGGUUAAAUUUGUGCCUUAAACCUGAUUAAUCUGAUUAUUUUACGUCUGCUCCCUGCAGCGUUUUCCUCUGGGGGGCGACGAUGAAGUGAUGAGCUCAACCCUGCAGCAGUUUGCUAAAGUCAUUGAUGAGGUGAGAGAAACACAUCACAGUUGGUUUAAAACUUGAUUACCUUUCUGUAUGUUUUUACACACGACAUCAAAUCACAUUCAAAUGACAGUGAAGGAAUCUGAGGAUGAGAUUAAAGCAGCAACAAAGAAAACAGCAUACUUUGUUUGAACGAGCAACUCUGGAGAAUUUCAUAGAGCUCCUGAAAACCUGUAGAAAUAUUCAGGAGUGUGUUUUGUCUGUCUCCUCCAGUCCAGACACUCUGUGGUUUUUCAGCUGUUUGGAUUUUCCUCUAACUCGGUCUUUGUCGGUUUUUUCUGUCUGUUUCCAGCUCAGCUCCUGUCAUGCCGUCCUGUCCACCCAGCUCGCUGACGCCAUGAUGUUUCCCGUCACUCAGUUUAAAGAGAGAGACCUGAAGGGUAAUGAACACAAACAUAAGCACAAACACCAGAUUACAGGCGGUUCAUAGUUCCUGUUGGUGACAAAUCUCAGACUGUAGAUGAGCUGAAGCUGCUGCUGUCAAAGCUCAGCUCUGGAGUUCGUGUGUGGAGACUUUGCCUGACUAAUGGAGUCUACUCCUUCUUUAUCCACCAUGUCUCAGCAUUCAGAGAAGACUGCAGUGUUGAUGUUGUUAUAAAUGUUUCAUUGUUUCGGCCAAUUUCAAAGUUUAAUCCAGCCUGAGUCCAGUUUUCUGCUGGGAGUAGGAUUAUUUUUCCUUAAUCCUCAGAUUUUUGAACAACACAAACUAGAGGGUUUAUCCAAAAUAAAACAGGGUUUGUUCACCUGAUCUAAUCCACUUUCAAACAGCUUUUAAGAGUCAACCCAUUCGCUUUAAUCGGAUAAAUUUAUUUCUGACAAACCGGGCCUGCGAUGAUGGAAAAGCUUCUGUGGGUAACCGCCAAGUUUUCAGGCUGCCAGUGUUUCCAGCAGUCAGGGAUAAGGGACGUACAGCCGGGACUGUUUGUUCAUGAGCUGCCGUUGUUUACAGCUGGACUGCAGAAGUCUAAAAGCAGAUUUCAAGCUGCUGCUGCGACGUGAAGAGUUUUGUUUUAGUGGUUUGGCAGUAAAUAUGUUUUGGAUUUGUUACUGAAAAAUGAAGGUUGGAUCAAUUCUAAAUAGGUCGUUUAAUAAAACAUCUUCUUCUUUCCAGAGAUCCUCACUCUGAAGGAAGUCUUUCAAAUAGCCAGUGAUGGUAAGUCUUGACUGCCUCUGAUUUAUUUCCUGUAGUUCAGCUGUUCCUGUGUGCUUUAAUCUCUCUGUUUAUUAUGAUCAUUCAUUUAACUAAUAUAAGUCUGCUGUAAAACAGUUCUGUAUACAUAUGUGUUUGAUAUCUCAUAACUGAAAUAUCACAUUUGAGUUUUUAUUUGAUGUUUCCAGUCUGCACCUUUCCUCCUUUUAGCGCUUCUUUUCCCUCUAACUUCUCAGUUUUUGCUCCCUGACAGUUGUUAGUAUUUCUUAGUGUCCUGGUUGUUUUUGUUUUCUUCUUAUUUAACUGCUCAGUCGCCUUUUGAGGAGGAGUAACAUUUCCAGAACAAGAAGUCAUGAUCCAGGUCCUCAGUCCUAAACCCUAACCCACCCUGUCACCGUCUCUGCUUCUGACUCACCUUUUUUAAUCUUUAUUGACAUCAGCCACCAAAAAUAGGUCACCGUGGAUGUAUUAAACAGUCAUCUUUCUUUGCCUUAUCCAAUCAGUUUUGAACUGAUAGUUGAUCAAUCAUCUAUUUGGUGUCAAAGUCUUCUAUAAAACAAAAGAUUAACAGCACCUUAAAGCUUGAUUUUUCCAGGGAUUUACUUUAGAGAAUUUCAGAGACAGAAUUUAAUUUUAAGGUGUUCAUCUGAUGUGAUUAAAGACAUGAUGUACAGUCAAAAAACUCUAGCCAAGUCUUAAUUUAAACCAUCUGACCUCGAUGCAGAUUCAUGUAACACAUCGAAGUGUACAGAGGUCUGAUCCGGUAUUCUAAGUCUGUGUAAAAGGGAGAAAAAUGUUCAAAAGUGAUUAAAAUUUGCUCAUGAGGACGUAAAUGUUUAUUUCUGGAGGAGGAACGGUGAGAGCUGAACAGUGCAAAAUAAUUUCACCUGGUCAGAGAAAAACUUUUUUUUCUGGAGUUUGUCACAGAGAUGUGAGAAGUCUUCCUUUAGACACUUUAAACUCACAUCUAUGAAAACAGUCAGCAGAACGUCUGCAUAUAAGUAUCCGCUUCCCCUCGUGACUCACAUUUGUUAAGGUUUAGCCUCUAUUAAAGGGAAAUUUCACAGUUUUUCAUGGAGAGUGUCAAAGUAUUCAGUCUGUGUCUUCUGGUUUGUGUCUGCAGAUCAUGAUACAGCCAUUAACAGAUACAGCCGCCUCUCCAAGAAGAGAGACAACGACAAGGUAACAACCUCUGCGUACACGCUGUAUAACCUCAUUUUUACUUUAAACCUCUAAUAUAUGUUUCUUUUAAGUUUGUAGUUAAAGUGAAACUUGAACACGGUUUCACUGGUUGAGUUUUUAGAGAAAAUGUGUCGAAUAAUCUGCUAAUCACUAGAUUUUAUGCUCCAUAUCGAUCCUCUCUGACUGCAUUAUCUUGAUAGGAUUAUCCUGUCUAAGCUGUAUUACUUCAGUGUGCACCGUUACCCUGAGGCUAAGUGCUCUGUGUUGUAGCUGCGGGCAGAGGCUGUGGAGGACGUCUACACCUCCCGUAAGAAGCAGCACCAGACCAUGAUGCACUACUUCUGCUCGCUCAACACGCUGCAGUACAAGAAGAAGACGGCUCUGCUGGAGCCGCUGCUGGGAUACAUGCAGGCCCAGGUACACACACACGCACACACACACACACACACACAUAAAAAUAUUUAAAGCAUGGAUGACAGCACGACAGUAUCCAAAACAAAGCAAACCAAGACAGUAACCGCUGAGGCUCGAAUCAGACAGUUGGACGGGCAUAAAGCAGAGAAAAAGCUCUUCAUCAUCAGGACUGAUGGGGACUAAAACUCUCUCGUUAGCUUUUGUCUCAGAGCUCCUCAUGAACCAGACCUCUUGUCUUUUCUGUGUUUGUUUCAUGCAGAUCAGUUUCUUCAAGCUGGGUUCAGAAAAUCUCACCCAGCAGUGGGAGGAAUUUCUGGGAACUAUAGGGACCAGUGUCCAAAAGUGAGAACUGUUUUAUUUUUUUUAAAUCUUCGUUUAUUUUCCUGUUUGUUUACUUUAAAGGUCCUCUACGCUUCACUUUUUUAAAAAUUCAAACAGAAGAAAUCUGCGACAAUGUAACACCAAAAAAAACUGCGUGUCAUUGGGUUUCAGUGUGCGUCGGGAGAUGGAGGAGGAGAUCGGGCAGAUGCAGCAGACCAUCCAGGAUAUGGAGAGAUCAUGUGACCCGCUGUAUGCACCGUGUGACCCUGACCCCGCCCACUCACCUGUGUGCCGCAAUCUGACCCAGAAACAGGGCUACCUGUACAUCCGCAAGUAAGACGAACACAUGUCAAGUACAUUUCUGAGAUCCUGUGUGUUUCCUGUUUCGGCAGCCGUCGGGUUUCAGGACUUUGUUUGUGUCGUCUCGUUGUCCGAAGAGUUAAAGUAGCUCUCCUGUGUGUCACAGUAAGACGGGGCUGGUGUCAUCGUCCUGGGAGCGGCAGUACUUCUUCACGCAGGGCGGUAACCUGAUGCAGCAGGGCCGAGGCGAGGUGGCGGGCGGGCUGGUCACAGACCUCGACAACUGUUCCGUCAUGGCAGUUGACAGUGACGACCGCCGCUUCUGCUUCCAGGUCACGUCCUUCGAUGGAAAGAAGUAAGAGGGACACGCACCCGUCUGAACGCUGCUCCGGUGGAUUAUUUUAGUGCGGAGGUUCAUUUAUGUUCUCAUACUUUGUCUUCUCAGAGUGGUGACGCUGCAGGCUGAGAGCAGGAAGGACUGCGAGGAGGUAAAACGUUUUUCUGUCAUGGUCAGAGUUUAAAAACCACAAAGAGAACUCGACACAUUCAGGCUGAACAAAGUCAAAAGCCCCAGCUGGAGAUAACUGCUCUCACACAGCUGGUUAUGAGCUACCUGUGAAGAUGGUUUCAGAGAGAGGAGUCCUGGAACUGAGUCUAGAGCCAGCUUUGUGUCACAGAAAACUCCAGUGACCCCGACAUACCCUCUGAUCUUGCUCUGCAGUACACCCCUCUGCUCUGUGUCCUCACCCUGCCUCUCUGCUCUUCCUCCCUCAGUGGAUCGCCACCAUCAACAACAUCUCCAAGAGGAUCUACCUGAGCGAGAACGCAGAGGUGUGUUAUAGUCCUAUUUGGAUGUUACAGCCCUGGUCUGAGUCAUAAGGGAAGAAACAUAAAUGCAGAUGUACUCGAGAAGGCAAAACAUUUACUGUUUACAAACCCACAAAUUAAAGACACAGUAAGGAGUUUUUAGCAGACUGAAACUGGCCAAUCUCUUCUCAUCAUUUCAUUCCCUUCCUCGAGAUUUUACCAUCAAAAACUCUCAUGUGCACAGUCUCCUCGUCUUCUUCUGUGGUGCUUUUCACGCAGUCUCUCCCUGAGCACACUGAUGCUGAUGUUGCGGUUUUCUUUUGGCAGGAGCUGGCCGCCAGAGUCAACCAAUCGGCUCUUGAAGCCGUGACACCCUCACCGUCCUUUCAGCAGAGACACGAGAGCAUGAGACCCAGCAGGUGUGUGUUUGUUAAAAAAAACAUCUUAACACACAGAACAAACUUCACACACAGCAGCUACAGCAUCCCUGUGAAGGUGUGCUGGAAAACCUCAGGACCAAUCAGCUGUUAGAGAGAGAGAGAGGGGUGGGGAUUUUGGUGGAUUUAUUCAGACCAUCUCUCUCUCUUUCUCUGUCUCUCUGAUCCAGUAAAGGGCGAGUGGGUCGAGCGGGCAGCAUCAGCUCUGUGGGCUCAGAGCCGUCUCCUGCCCUCUCUGUGCUCUCAUUGGAUGCUCUAGUUGCCCCGGAAACACCCAUCCAGUUUGACAUCAUUUCCCCCGUCAGUGAGGAGAACUCGGCGCAGAGCAAGACGGCAGCUCAGUCCGGGAGGUAGGUCUCUGAUGAAGAUCUGAACAUUUAUCUGCAUCCAACAAUUGUGUGUGUGUGUGUGUGUGUGUGUGUGUGUGUGUGUGUGUGUGUGUGUGUGUGUGAGUGUGUGUGAGUGUGUGUGUGUGUGUGAGUGUGUGUCUGAAUUGUUUUUAGAUUUUUAGAUGAUCUAGUUUUAAGCAGUUGAUUUUAGCAGGAGUGUCUUAGUCUUCACUUACACGGUGGAAACUUUAUGUGUUGUGUAUUUACUGUUUUUAGUUUUUUGUCGGCUGUGUUUUAAUAAUUUGAUAUUUACUCUUCUGUGUGUGUGUGUGUGUGUGUGUGUGUGUGUGUCUGUGUGUGUUCAAAGAAGAAGUAAUCCCUUUGGAGAGUCAGGAGACGGCACAUCAGAGGACAGUGAAGGUACGGUCUUUGUUUCUGGUUUUGUUUUUUACGGUGGCCGAGAACCGCCACUGCUGCAAAUAAAAAAUGAAUAAAUGAAAAAUAAAAAAGAAGAAGAGAUGCAGAAAGAAACCGGAGCCCGCUGCAAAUAAAAAAAGAAACAGUACAGAUAAAAAAGCCACAACAGAAGUUAACGACGCAAAAAAAAGUGGCGAUAGAAAAAAAAAAGUUACUUACUGUGAAAAUAAAAGGAUGCAAAUAAAAAAAGCCACAAUGGAAGUGAGCUGCCGGGGACCGAUAAUGAUGAUGCACCGGUGUUUUACAAUCUUGGCACAGAAGACGACGGCGAGAAGACGAGCAAAAUAUUUCUUGAGGUUUCUUUUCAAAGUUUAGUAGUAGCACUCUGACCACUACCGCCCCCCAGUGGACUAAAGGAUGGAAAGAAGUACUGUAGGCAGUGAGUUGUUGCUAUUCUCCUGAACAGCCAGAGACGAUUGAAUCUUCUUCAACAGUCCCAAUAAACCAGGAUAGCGGUCCCCCCCUUCGGAGGAUGUGAGAGUUUUGUAAAUGGUGGUGGACUAAGAAUCUGUGUGAUGAGUGAUUAUUUCUCUGUGGUGUCUGCGGUUCAGACUCGAUCCUCCACCAGCUUUUCAUCGUUCGCUUCCUGGGCUCCAUGGAGGUGAAGACCACCGAGUCAGGUGACGUCAUCUCUGAGACCAUGAGGCAGAUCCUGGCAGCUCGAGCCAUCCACAACAUCUUCAGAAUGACCGAAUCACACCUGCUGGUCACCUGCGACUGCCUCAAGUAUGAAUUAUAUAGAGUGUGUGUGUGUGUGUGUGUGUGUGUGCGUGUGUGUGUGUGUGUGACAGACUCUGGUGCGACUGACUCCGUCUUUGUGUUGUUUUCAGGCUCAUCGAUCCACAGACCCAGGUCACUCGUCUCAGGGUAAGACCUCCUCAGUGUGUCUGGUCAGAGAGUUUUAUUCUCAGUCGUGUUUGCGGUGUUCAUCCUCUCUCUCCUCCUGCAGUUCCCUCUCUCCACCGUCAUCCAGUGCUCGUCUCAUCAGGACAACAAGAGGCUGUUUGGUUUCGUCCUGCAGCAGACAGGCGGGCGCGGGGACAGCCGGGCGGUCUGCUACAUCUUUGAGUCCAACGACGACGGAGAAAAGGUGGGAUGUGUUUACCUGUUUGUCUCGUUUCCCUCCUCCUCCUCGUCCUCCUCCUCCUCCUCCUCUCUGCUCUCUCUGACUGUUCCUCUUCUGCACGUCUUUCAGAUCUGCGACAGCAUCGGCCUGGCUAAACAGAUCGCCUUCCACUCGGAGAUGGUGAGACCGGCUCGUCGCUCCAUAGUGACGCAAACUCUCCCGCUCUCUCCCGGGUGUUGUGGAGCUUAACUUUUCUCCUCUUUGCUUCUGUGCGUAGGAUCGUAAGGCAUCAGAGAAGAGGAAGGAGCAGGACAAAGCCAAAGAGAAACAGCAGGAAGAGCUCAGCAAACAGAGACAGAUCGAGAAGGUGAGAAAGAACACAACCUCUUCACCCGCAGUCAGAACCAGAGGCCUGAAAAGACGACACCCUUUAGUUUUUAGAGUCACAAAAGAGACCACCUCACUAGAUGAUCUGCUUUAUCACAAACAAAAGGACAGGAGAAGCAGAAGUUUGUCUUAUGUCCAACUUGAUUUUAUUUCUGGACUGCAAAAAUUCACCCCAGAUACCGAGGCUUUGAACUUUAGUGUGUUUUCUGUGGAUUUUUAUCAGUGUAAACUUUUUCACCAAGUUUGGAGAAGCCAAACUCCUCAGUGUCUCUUGUUUAUUGGAGUUUUGGAAAUAAAAACAGCAGCAGGACUAAAGCGCUUCAAAAUUCGGACAUCUUCAGACAUUAUUUGAAAUAUUGUUAAACAGGGUGUCCUUUCACAAACUCGGCUGUGGUAAAAAUGUUAAAUCAUGUUUAAUGAUGCCAGUUGUCUGUACAACAAAGAGAGGUCCUGACUCCUCUGACACAUCACCUCUUACCUCUGAUUGUUUUUUUCUUCACGUCAGGAAAUUGUUUUAAAAUCUGCAAAAAAUACAGAUAGUGAUGUUGUGAUGUUGCCCAACUAUUUAACAAGACUUCAUCACACAUCUCUCUCUUAUCACUUACAGAUUAAAAAUUCAACUGUGUAGGUGUGCAGAGAGCUGUCAUUCGAUUCAUUCAUAGAUCAUAAAUGGGUGUGUAUAUACCCAGGCGGUACUUUGGCAGCUUUAUUUAAAUGCGGGAAACUUAACAUGAGAGGCAGGUUGUAUUCCUCCUGGUUGAGUGUUGAUGCUGUUACAUGUCUGGAACUACAUCCAGAUUCAGCUGCAACACCUUUACACCUCUGAGCGUUUGACUCAGCAGAUGAGGAGUAACAGUCCCGUCUUGAGUGGGCUGUGACUCUGAAAUCCUAUCGAGUGUUUUUAUCUGAGUUCAGUAUCAUUUUUCUUCUCCUUUCAGGAUCUGGAGGAGCAGAGCCGUUUGAUCGCCGCCUCGAGUCGUACCGCCAACCCACCUGCCACCGACGGACAGUUCCUUGUGCUAAGCAACAGCCAAUCGGAGGACAGCGAUGCCGGUGGGGAGGAGGGUAAAAAGAAGGGUGAGUCUGAAGCCUAACAAAGCGAGGAGGACACAUGUUUCACCGCCCAGGCAGAUCCCGGCUGCUGCUGUGAGAGGAACAGCUCAGGAGUUAGAGGAGGGGAACACCGCCCGCCUGCCCACCCAUCCUACCGUCAGGGACACCUGGGAAUAAAAAACAUGUGCGCCCUCACUGCUGGACUCUGAAGUUAGUGGUGGAGCUCAUCACUCUGAACAUGGAGGGUGAACUAAACGCGCCCUCGCUAUAAGAAGAGGAGGGCAGCGAGCGUGGAAACGUCUGAUAACAGACGCUGCUUUUUAUACCGGCUCCACAUGUAUACAUUAACCUGUAAGUUUCUGUUUUUUAUGUUUAUUUUAUAUAAAAAGAGCUAACAACAAUGACAAAGAAUUCAACAAGACGUGGAAAAAUAAAGCAGGACAUGAUGGAGACUUGGGAGAAAACACUGAAGGAGAAGAGGCCACGACGAGGUCCCAGAAGGAAGCAGGACCCUGCAGAGUCGUGGGUUAAAUAUUAGAAACGCAAAAAGAGAGAGGUAGGGAGUUUUAUUUUGAAGGUCUCUUCCUGUGUGAUGUGUUCUUCAGCUGACCAUUUCUGCAGCGGUACGGACCUUUUCUCUCUUUCUCUCCUCACUAGAAGUUUGUAUUAAAUUUUGCUUCACUUUAUGCAGACACACUACUAAGACUAAUCUGCACUUCAAAUACUGACCCCCCAGACCGCAGAUCUGAUGUUUUAAAACUUAUUAAUACAACGAGCUGAGUAUCUGUAACCAAAUUCUGUUCCUGUGGGGUCAAAGGUUGACCCAAAAUGAGAAAACUUGAGAUUAUUUCAACCCUACUAACCUUAGAGCAGUGAAAAGGUUGCUCGACAUCUUCUGAACUUACUGUUUCCUGAAGUUCCGUGUUAUUUCAGGCGAUUACAGAAAAAGACGAGCAGCAGCUGAGCGUUUCAUGGUACAUCUGUGACGCAGAGCCCAGAAUCUAGGUCCUGCUAUUUCCUGUCCUGGGUGACUUAGACCAGGAAACACUGACAACAGAAAUCACUGAUAUAAUCUGAGCCUGAUUCAAAGUAAUCUGACCAGAUCACGGCGAUCUAAUAGGAUCAGGUCUAGAAAUCGGUUUUGGAUUUGGGCGCCCCCAUGUGGUACACAGAGUAUGUCGUAUAUGGCCCUAUUAAGGUUGAUCCAGUAGGAUCAGGUGGUCCAUCAUUUGCUUUCAAUCCAGUUUAUAACUUUAGAUCUAAAAACCAGGUUUGGAUUAAGAGACAAAGACCGGAUCAUUUCAGACCCUGAUUUAGCCCUUUUUUCUUCUUUGUUAACUCUCUAUAUUUUUGACCAGAUGGUCAUGAAGACAUCUUAAAUUUCUCCCAGUCUCUCAGUAUUGAUCUGUUAUUUGUUGUUUGGGGCCUAUUCUGUUUUUUCUUUUUUCCCUAAGUCUGCUUUUAUUCAGACUGAUUCACCAUCUGAUUAUCUGUAGAAAAUAUCUGAAUGAAACUCAUCGUUAACAGAGGGGGUGGUGAAGUUCGAGCAGUCAAACCUCUUCUCUUUGGGCUUUUAAGAAGUUUCUCCAUGAAACACAGUUACUGAUUUUAUUUGGGGGUCACUUUGGGAGGAUGUGUUCAUGCUGGAGGAUUCGUGUUGAUGGAGCUGCACUUUACUGACGCAGAAAAAAAAAAAAAGACGAGCAUCAACGAUGUUUAUCUGUAAAUAUGUUCCAGUGAUAAUUGUAUCAUGUGUCAUGAAUAAUGAAAAAAAGGCUUUUCGGUGAUAAAUAAAGCACUAACUCCACCCGCCUGAGUCAGUCUGCUUAUGUGUACACAUCAAACACACCUCUUCAAGUCAGAGAUAGUAAAAUAAAUAAUGUAAACGCUGAGUGGCCACCAUGAUAACUUUAUUGUAUAAUAAAUAAAACAAAUCAUUUCAAAAAUACAAAAAUACAUUUGCGUUCAAUAACUGAGCUCAUCUGCAAAACAUAGAGGUGCAGAAAAAACAUGAAACACACAAACAAACGACAGCAACUGUAAACACACUGUAAACGUGUGAGUAGAUGAGUACUUAAACUCACAACAACAACCUUUAAUUUCUGAGUAAUCCUUCAAAGUGGAGCUACAAAGUGUUUCAUAGAGGCAGCAUAAAAAGAGAGAAAAAUACAUGACAAUAAAGAGGGAAUUUUAAGUCUCCAUUACACAAAGGUGUGAAAUCAUUAAAUUUCUGCUGUACAGUGAUUUAAAUAUAAAAGUGAUAAUUAUAAUAGUGUAAUUACCCAAAACACAGUCACACCGUGGUCUGACUGUCUGAUUGCAUUGAUAUUAUCUUGAUAUUUGGGAAAACAUGCACACAUUUGUCUCAACAGGAAUAAAUUCAGCUGAAAAGAGGCAGAUUCAUUCGGAGGGUUUACACUCAAUCCUUAACCGUUAUAACUUCACUGCAGAACAACUGUCAACAAAGGUUAUAUUUAAUAAGUCCCUGAAUCUACAGCUCUAACUAUGAACUUCAAAGUGAUUUUAAGAGAGAAACUCUGACCUACAGAGUUUUCUGUGAGCCUUAAACACAGCAUGAACUCCCACAUGCAAUAUGAUUUUACUGUACAGAACCCAGUGCAGUAAUUUUAUUUAUAUCUACAUUCAAUUUAUUCUAGUGUAUUAAUUAUGUUUAUUUUAGUGCAAUAAUUUUCUUCAGUGCAACAAAGACAAUUAUUAUAAGGCAAUAGUGUGAGUUAUUCUCAGGAUUAUGGGAUUUUUACAUGUUUUUUAACACCCAAGAGCAGCCAAUCUUAAAGUUAUAGGUGUGGCUGUUUACUUUAAAUUUCCUGUGUUAUAUGGCUGAUCAGAGGUAGGACUCCUGUGUUUUCAUCCUGUUCAAUAAAAACAAAGUCCCUCUGUUCCUAUUCUGCUCAUUGAGUCAGGAGUCUGUCCUUCAUGUUCCUCCAGGAUUGAAGGCUCAUAAUAGAUCGCCUGAUGUGUUUGAAGACUCAGCAGUACACAGAUUAAUGCAAAACACAAGAGGGUCUCAUCCCUGUUUCUGGAUCUGGUUGGAAAGCCAAUCCAGACCCUCAGCCAGACCUGCUCCGCUGACGGCACAGGAGGCCUGGACGAACCACUGCAGACACACAGAGGGACGGAGACAGACACUAGCUGCAGUUCAAACAAUGAAAAUAACAUAAACUCAGCAACAAUCAUGAAUCAAAACAAACUAAGGAUUCGGGAUGGGUUUUUGACUUGGACACUAACCGGCUGUGAGACUGCUGAUAGGCUCAGAGCCUCUGUGAUGUCACUGACUGACAUGGCUCUUGGUAAAUCCUGUUUGUUUGCAAGGACUAGUACGGCCACGCCCCUCAGCUCAUCCUCCUCCAACUGUGAGGCAGAAAAACAAACAAACAAACAAACGAAAAAUGCUUAAAUUAUCAUUGAAACCAGGUGUUCAUUUAAAAAAAUAAUGUGAUGUGCUUCCUUAAACAUAAAAUACUUCCUAAUAUUUAAAUUUCGACAAAAAACAAUCUGAUUCAACAUUUGUAAUUACUAGGUCCCUCUGUUGAUAGGUGAAAGAUCCAGUUUGUAACUUCUCUGUUUUGUUUAUUUUUGUAAACCAUAAAAACGCAUCAACAUGGAUUUCCUCUCCAUAAUAAACAUCUGUGUAAGAAAUAUUGCGUGUACCAUCUUGUGCAGCUCAUCAGCAGCUUCUUUCAUCCUCUCUGGGUCAUUGCUGUCGACUACAAAUAUCAAACCCUGAAGAAAAACAGACAGAAAUCACAGCAAACGUCUCCUUACUGGCUCAUAUAAACUGCUUUUAUAACAGUGACAUUAGUGAUAGUAGAAAUGAUCAUCUUACCUGAGUGUUCACAAAAUAAUGUCUCCACAGAGGUCUGAUGAUUGUCUGACCGCCAACAUCCCAAACUGUGAAACUGAUGUUCUUGUACUCCACUGUCUCCACAUUGAACCCUAAAAAUAUUUGAACACAGAGAAGUUCAUUUUUAAUGUUUGAGGGUUUUUAAAAAAUAUUCGUUUGUAUGUUCACAUCAGCAGAUAAUACUGAAGACUAACCGAUAGUUGGGAUGGUGGUGACCACCUCAGCCAGCUUCAGUUUAUACAGCAGAGUGGUUUUACCGGCUGCAUCCAGACCCACUGCAGACACAAACACACACAAAAGGAAGAAAUGUAGGACGAAACAAUGUUAUUGUAAAAAAAAAAAAAAAAAGUUUACUUUAACUGGUAGUAAAAGUGCUCAAGAGUCUGCUCAACAGUUACAGUGUACAUGAAAAAAAAAAACAAUCUUUGACAAUUCAAUUCCUCUGUUUGCCACAUCCUUGUUUUCCACCUUAAACAAAUAUCACCCCGUUAACAAUACUUGUCUGUGGGCAUCAAUAUGGUUCAGACACAUCCUGCCGAACUGUGAUUGGCGCCUAAUGCCUAGCAACGGUCUGUCCUUCUUAGCAACGGUCAGCUAAACUGGAAGUUUUCAACAGCAUUAUCAGCGAAUCCUCUCACCAUAUACUCGCAAAUACACAUCAUACAGUAAAUUAAUAGUAAUCUUUGGGAUUAAUCUUUAUUUUCAAAUCGGAUUUUUUUUUCUUUGACAAUGAAAUAAAAUGUUCAUUCAAGCGUAACUGUUGUGCAUGAACAUAACAAAAGACUACACAAUAAAUGAUUUAAUAUUUGGUAAAAAGAAAUGAUAAAAGUUUGAAUUUAAAAUAAAAAUAAAUGAAUUCUCACCCAUUAAAAUCCGUACAGGUGUCUUGUAGGUGAACCUGGAGAAGAUCUGUGAAAUAAUGACGCCCAUGUUCGUGGUGGUAAGUUCCUCCUCGCGGUGAUCAGCUCGUGCUGUUUCUGUCGAUGUGUGUGCAGGUGUGUGUGAGUGUCUGUGGUUUUAUAGAGCAGUGGGAGUGUGUGUGUGUUAUCCAUACUGUCACACCGGUCGCUGUCAGCUCGGUACACGGUGGCAGAGGAAACGUGGGCAGCAAAAACAACACAACUGUCACAACAUCGCUUAACUGAAAACAGCACUUCCGCUAAUGACCCCUCCAAAAUAAAAGUGUUUGAAAUACCGAUUUGCUCCAGCUUAUGUUAUUUUAGUUUGAAUUGAAUUAGUUUGACAGUCGUACUACAGGACGUUACUGCCGUAUAAUAAGACAAAAGCAGACUAAAGAGCCUUUUAAAGCCUUUUUCCAAGCCUUUAAUGUUCAUUUAUUUUCAGAUAAAAUAAAAUUCAGAAUUCAUGCUGCAGCUUUCUGACCUAAUAUUAGCACAUUCAAUACCAGUAAGACUAAUGACUGGUCAGGUGCUUUGUGCGCCCCAGUGUUGAGAAGAAACACGACUGAGUAAAGCUAGUCUACAGUCCUUUUCAGGCUGUGUUAGAUUUUCUUAUUGUACUUUGGUAGUCAGACAUCGUUUCCGGUGCCAGCUUCAGGUGUUGUAAACAGGAAGUGUUGAUGUGUGAUUUGUUGUCGUUCUCAGAUCUGA